AUGAAGACUCUGCUCCUGAGGCUUGUGCUCGGUGUGCUUUGUGCCGCCCAGAUUACAGGGGAAUGGCACACCAUUUACACAGCGUCCGAUAAUGUGCAGAAGAUACAGGAAAAUGGCUCACUAAGGGGUUACAGCCACAGGACUGAAUGUAGUAACAGCUGCAAAACACUCUCCAUUACUUACUAUAUCAAGUGGAAUUUGCCAAAAUUUUCAGGUAAAAAUUAUUUCCAACUGAUUCAUGUAUCAAAGAACAUGUUGGUAAUCUACGCUGAAAACAUUGAUGGGGACGAGACCACACAUCUGACGGAAGUCACGGCAAAAGGACGUGACCUCAAUGAAGCAGAAUAUAAGAAGUUCGAAGAGCUGCCUAAGGACAAGGGUGUUCUGACGGAAAACACAGAGCACGUCAUCUCAACAGGUGAGGUCCCAGAGUACGGCGUGCACCUGGCAGACACUGGUUUCUCCUACCCCGUGAACACCUCCACCUACAGUCCGCGCAAGGGGGAGGAGCCAGCGGAACUGAAGGCUGCCCUGCGGCCUGACGUAAUGCGGAAGACUGAGCGUGUGGCCGGCGCCGGGCCGUCCACGGAGACGGCGGGAGCCGUGCGGGCGCGGGGCGCGGAAGGCGUUCCUGCACGGAGGGGCUGA
Messenger RNA from Camelus dromedarius (Arabian camel), 648 nucleotides. RefSeq names its product allergen Bos d 2-like. The record is from RefSeq and is a predicted model, not a curated record. Lineage: Eukaryota; Metazoa; Chordata; Mammalia; Artiodactyla; Camelidae. The transcript has 6 exons. The coding region runs from base 1 to 648 and encodes 215 amino acids.